Molecule: messenger RNA, 937 nt
Organism: Heterocephalus glaber (naked mole-rat)
Lineage: Eukaryota; Metazoa; Chordata; Mammalia; Rodentia; Bathyergidae
Source: RefSeq, a predicted model, not a curated record
GGCGCCCUGUCCCCGCCUCAAUGAAGGCGGGGGCGGGAAGCGAGCGGCAGGAGGGGACCAGGCUCAGGCGAAGUCGGCGGCCUGGAGGCCCCGGGGCCCCGGCCCGGCCCCACUGUCCCCACGCCUGCCCUCCCCCACACUCGGCCCCCGGAGCUGCCCGCCCGCAGGGGGCGCAGUGCCAGGGGCGCAGGCCUGCGUGGGUGCCGUCUGUCCCCGGGGGCGGGCUCCCUGCUGCCGAGCAGUCCCGAGUGUGCCCGAGUGCCCAAGGGAGAACGGCGCGGGCGGGGCUGGGGUCACUGAGUCCCUGUCCCGUCCAGCGCCCCCCCGAGUCCCCUCUGUCCGGCUCCAGAGCCCUGGCGCUGGGCCCCGCCCUCCUUGCCGCCCUCUCCGCGGUCUCGGGGCGUGGGCAGCGGCCCCCAUGGCUCCUCGGCCCAGGGCCGGUCACGCUCCCUGCCUGGGACAGGAGGUUCCGCGCCAGGAAGGGCAGAGGGCGCUCGGAGCCUCCCGGGGAAGGGGACACGGAGGCCAAGGCCCGGCCUCUAGGCUGGCACUGGAGUCUCAGGCAGGUGCACAGGCCUGCGAGCUGUCCCAGGGCACCAGCCAAGCCGUGGUUCCACCUGCCGACCCUGGCCCCGGCCGGGCAUGGGCCCCCAAUGCGCCCUGGGGCUCUCCCUGCUCAGAGUCCUGCGGGCCCAGACCUCGCUUCUGCCGCCCGCCCAACCGCAGCUGAGCGGCUUCCAGUCACCAGUUCCAGGGAGUCUGGUUCGUCCGAGGCCCGGCGGGCAGCAGCUUCAAGAAGCAGGACUGGGCCUUGCUGCACCCCUACACCACUGUUCUCGAGCUUUCCGGAAAGUAACGGCCACUUCGAGAUGUCCAAUGCCAUGAUGCAGUGAGUGGCCUGCUCCCAUUGUCCCUGUGGUCGAGGAUUAGGGCCUGC